AUGUUUUAUGAAUUGUUAUAUUGUGCUUCUUGGAUAUCAGGAGAAUUCGCAACCUAUUCAUACGUUUUUGGAAUAUUAAACACUAUAAUUAAGCUAAAUAUGAAUACUGUUUCAAAAUCUUCAUCAAAAGGUGUUGUUUCAAGCCAUCACAGACAUUACGAAGUCAAAUAUUUUAAUUCUACAAACAUAAUUUACGAAACAACAUUGGCUUAUAAUAUACUAACGGUUACAGUUUACUCGAUAAAUAAUUUAAUCUUGGGAAUUUUAUUAACUUAUUAUGGAAGACUAUUGAUUAGAUUAACAAAGGAAAAUUUAAUGUUGAUUGGAUUUGAUGAUUACGAAGAGUAUAAUAAAAGGUAA
Molecule: messenger RNA, 360 nt
Organism: Entrophospora sp. SA101
Lineage: Eukaryota; Fungi; Glomeromycota; Glomeromycetes; Entrophosporales; Entrophosporaceae
Source: the annotation of a GenBank genome assembly